This is a messenger RNA of Penaeus indicus, 465 nucleotides long. RefSeq lists its product as uncharacterized. The record is from RefSeq and is a predicted model, not a curated record. Lineage: Eukaryota; Metazoa; Arthropoda; Malacostraca; Decapoda; Penaeidae. Bases 1 to 465 code for a protein of 154 amino acids. The transcript has 2 exons.
AUGUAUGGUGGAUCAAGUGGAGGCAGCAGUGGUGGAUUCGGUGGAUCAGAUGGAAGCAGUGGUGGGUAUGGCGGUUCUUCCACUGGAUCAGGUGGAAGUGGUGGAGGCGUUGAUAUGUACAGUGGAUCAAGUGGAGGCAGCAGUGGUGGAUUCGGUGGAGGAGGUGGAAGCAGUGAUGGUUAUGGUAGUGGAGGCGUUGAUAUGUAUGGUGGAUCAGGUGAAGAAAGUAGUGGUGCAUUUGUCGGAUUCGUAGGUGGAGCAGGUGGAAGCAGUGGUGGGUAUGGUCGGUCUUCCGGAGGCAGUGGAAGUGGCGCCUCUCCGGGCAGGGUCGGGACUGGCGGGGCCUCGAGCGAAGAGGAUGCUCCGGGCGGGGUCGGGACAGGCGGGGCCAGGGCGGGCCUGGCGUCGGCCGGGGCCUCGAGCGAAGAGGACGCUCCGGGUUCUGCGUCCAGCGAGGAGUGCUAG